Molecule: messenger RNA, 3672 nt
Organism: Rhagoletis pomonella (apple maggot)
Lineage: Eukaryota; Metazoa; Arthropoda; Insecta; Diptera; Tephritidae
Product: DNA N6-methyl adenine demethylase-like
Exons: 5
Biological process (GO): positive regulation of transcription by RNA polymerase II; oxidative demethylation
Cellular component (GO): nucleus
Molecular function (GO): DNA 5-methylcytosine dioxygenase activity
Source: RefSeq, a predicted model, not a curated record
AAUUUGGUCAACCUCACAUACGAACUAGAUAAUUUUUAUUAUUUUUUAUUAGCUAUUUAUGCAUUUGUGUUGACACUUCGCCAUCUGACUUUUUCUUUUCAGGCGCCAAUGGCCUUCUAUCCUACAUGGCAAGCCGACCCCUCACAGGGCUGGCAGAAUCAGUUUAUCCAGCAAAUCCCACAGAAUACUCCACCCAUUUCAUCGCUCAACUCGUUGGAUUUCCAAACGCAGUCAUAUGCCUACCCAUCAAAUGGAUAUGUGCAGACCGGCCUCGGAUUCGAUCCGAAUUAUGGGCGCUCCCCAUAUGGUGCUCCGGUACAGCGUUACGAUUUCCAGAGCCAGCAACUACCGACUGCGCCCAUUAACCAAGUUGGCCUGCAGGGUGUUGGUUUCAGUCCGGCCGCUGUUACGUACGCCGGUCAGGUGUCGGCAGCACCAGCUCCACCCGCAGUUGGUUUGCAACAACAGCAGCACUUGGGUGUAUCUGGUGAUUUGAAUAAGACGAUGUCGGGAAACGACACGCCUGGAUAUCCGCGAGUGAGCAGCGUGCCGCCGCGCUCACUCAACUGUAACGGGUAUUCAGGCGACUACAGCGGCUCAAGUCAACAGCAAACGUCUGCAUCAAACAACAGCUCAGCUACGGUAGCAGGCUCCGCUCUUGCCGGAAGCAACUCGAGCACUACUCCACUCAAUGGCGGUCAAACUACAGCAGCACCGUCAUCGGCUCCAACGGAUGCAACACCAAUGCAACCGCCUAACGUCUCGUCUGUGCCACAAUCGCCGACGCGUAAUCUGAUGCAACAACAACAGCAGCAACAACAACCCCGCCAUGUUUCUCAAUCACCGAACCAUAUUCCUCAAUCGCCCAACGGCAAUAUGCCUUCGGCUCAACAAACCUACGGUGCCAACAUUCCACCCUCGUCACAUCAUAACUCUAUGCAACAGCAGCAGCAGCAGCAACAACAACAACAACAACAACAACAAGCACAGAAUCAUAUUUCGUCGCCACCACAAUCGCAGCAACAACAACAAAUGCAACAGGACUGGAAUUGGAACACCCAGCCCCAGCAGACAUCUGCAGUUGGCGCUGCAACGGACCCUUACCAGCAGGGCGAACGUGUGAAUCUCAACACACGCAUCAAAUCGAUGAUACUUCGCAAAAACGAUCCCAAAGAUCCUCUAUCGAGUGCUCCAAGUGAUCUGCAUAUGUCCAACAAUCCGGGAGCUAUUGGUUCCGGCCCUACCGCGCUCGGUACAUCGCAACAACCACAGGCCGGUCAUUUUUUAUCAUAUAGCCACCAUCUCCGCGGCGAUUCAGUGAUGAACGCCAAUGGUACGACUGGUGCUAAUAUAUCCGGCACACAGUCUUCACAGCAGCAACAUCAACAACAGCAGCAAAUGCAGGGCAUUCAAACGUCCAGUAGUGUGGGCCUUACACCCGGACAUAGCACAUUAGCGCCAGAACCAAUAGGAGGUGGUGGCGAUCAAAUUUGGAAACCACACCAUACAAAUUCGUUUAAGAAACCAGUGGCAAGUAGUUUUCCAGCACCCGAACAUCACCAUCAACAACAGCAUACUACAAUCAGUCAUGGUGGGCACACCACCAUUGCACAUUCUGAACCACAACCAAAAAAAUCGAGUCGUAAAAGUAAAAGUCGGGCGGCAGCAGCAGAGGCAGCAGAACAUGAUAAAAAUAGUAAUGAUCCUGGUGGUGGGCUGCAUGGUCCUGUACAUGGUUCACACAGCAUAAAAUCUAUGGAUAAGACUGGCUACCCUCCCUCCCAUGGCUAUCCGCCGCCACAACAUCCCGACUACCACACACCGUACAUCAAAACUGAGCCCGGCCUCUUGCCCACCCAGCAUACCAAAAUGGAGGGCUAUGAACGCAACUACCAAAAUUUUAUACAAUAUGCUGAUUUUUGCCAGAACGAAGUGCAGGGCAUGCCAUCACAACAGCAACACCAUCAGAACCAGCAGGACUAUGCGAGUUAUCACAACUCACCAUACUACGGCAGCUCAAGCUCAUUCCAACAGAGCUAUCAACAGAACUUCGUACCAGGCUAUCAGCAUUCAUCAGCAGGCAUGGGUUACGGCAGCACGCAUGGCAUGCAUCCGCAUCAUUCAAGCUCUUUGGGACAUUCUAGCCACCUGAAAGCGUCCAAUGGGCCACUAAUGAAGAGUAGUAAUAGCGUCGGUUUGCAUCAUCACAACAAUCACUUGAUGGAUAUUGAUCGGAAGCCAGAUACCAAUAGCAUUAUACCCUUACCCACAAACUACGAGAAGGACAUACCAGCGCAUGCCUAUCCCAUACCACCUCAUCGGUACCAUCUAGGCCCAACACCUUCCCAUUUAGGUCACACCAUGAUCGAGCCCAAAAUUGAAGACAUGGGCGUACUGGGCCAUAACGCCGGUUACCCAUUUUUAGGCGAAGGCGGGCCGGCGGCCAUCAAAAAUAGUAGUGGCUUUUCGUGUUGUCGUCAAGGCAGCACCCGCACACCCACCGCUGAACACCUCAAGGAUGGGACUUGUACAGGCAUCCAGACCAAGGACGAAAUCAUGGAGGAGCCGGUAGAGGAGCCAGCAGAAAUUAGCUGUGGCACGAAGCCUAAGAAGAAGGGUGCAAAGCAAGAAGAUAAUGAAAUUGUGGUUAAGCAUGAAAAAAUCAAUCCUUUGUUCGAUACCUCAGAUCGGCUGGAAAAGGGCAAUAAGACGGAGAUACCUGAGUGCGAAUGCUUCCAUUCCGAUAAAAAUCCACCAGAACCAGGAACAUACUAUACCCAUCUCGGCACUGCUUCGACACUGGCCGAGUUGCGUAGAGAAUUCGAAGAGCGUUGCCAGAUAUCCGGUAGGCAGCUGCGUAUAGAGAAAAUCAUUUACACAGGCAAGGAAGGCAAAACAACCCAAGGUUGUCCACUAGCGAAAUGGGUUAUCAGGCGCGCCGAUCCAGAAGAAAAAAUUUUGGUUGUUGUAAAGAAGCGGCCAGGGCAUAGGUGCGCAGCAGCUUUUAUAAUUGUUUGUAUGGUUGCUUGGGAUGGUAUGCCACGUCUUGAGGCGGAUAAUGCUUAUAAAAAUCUGAUACCAAAGCUCAAUAAAUUCGGACUUCCAACAACGCGCCGUUGUGCCACAAACGAAAGUCGCACAUGUGCGUGUCAAGGCCUCGAUCCAGAAACUUCAGCUGCAUCCUACAGUUUUGGCUGCUCUUGGUCUAUGUACUACAACGGGUGUAAGUAUGCCCGCUCAAAGACUGUGCGCAAAUUCCGACUCUCUGUAAAGAGCGAAGAGUCGGUUAUCGAGGAUCAUAUGAAUCUUUUAGCCACGGCAUUGGCGCCGUUGUUCAAACAAGUAUGCCCUCGGUCAUAUGACAAUCAAACUAAGUACGAGAAGGAAGCGACAGACUGUCGACUCGGCCUGGAAACUGGCCGACCUUUCUCGGGCGUUACCGCUUGCCUAGAUUUUUGUGCACACGCUCAUAGAGAUCUGCAUAAUAUGCAGGACGGGUGUACAGUGCAGGUGGCACUGCUGAAGCCUUCCAACCGUGAUGGCCGUCCGCCUGACGAUGAGCAGCUACACGUGCUGCCGCUCUACACCAUGGACACAACGGACGAAUUUGAGAGUAUGGAGGGCCAACGGGAGAAACAUCGCACCGGUGCGGUGCAAGUAUUGGACAAAUUU